Molecule: messenger RNA, 2146 nt
Organism: Thermothielavioides terrestris NRRL 8126
Lineage: Eukaryota; Fungi; Ascomycota; Sordariomycetes; Sordariales; Chaetomiaceae
Exons: 6
Coding region: 279-2009 (576 amino acids)
Biological process (GO): peptidyl-serine phosphorylation; peptidyl-threonine phosphorylation; mRNA cis splicing, via spliceosome
Molecular function (GO): ATP binding; protein serine/threonine kinase activity
Source: RefSeq, a predicted model, not a curated record
AGAACCACCGCCCCACCGCGCCCGGCCGCAUCCACCCGACGGCCCCGGCUAUGAUCGCCGCGGCUACGAACGCGACCGGAGAGACGAUGGUCAUGCAGACAAGCGGCCUCGGAACCGGAGCCGCUCGCCCCCCAGCCGGCCCGACAGGGGAAGGCGAGAUCGGGGUCGCGAUGGCGCCGAUCUGAGGCCAGGCGAAGACAAGUGCUACGGUCGAACGAGGCAUCCAUGACCUUGCCAUCUCACAGACCAGCGCACCUGCCAAGGAUCCCGAGCCUGACAUGGAUUGGGAUCCGGAUACGGCGAUGGACGAAGAGGCUGCCGUCCAGGCCGAGAUUGAGCGUCGUCGACGUGCACGAGAAGCAGCCCUCAAACGAGGGCUUGGAGCCGCGAGCCCCGCGAUGCAGGCGUUGCAGGCCGGUGACAGGCCUGCGGCUACACCAACCUCGACUCGGCAGAGCACCCCGGGUGUUCAGAGAGCCGAUGGCGAAACUCCCCAGUCAAAUGGCCCCUCCUCGCCUCCUCUGUCCCCGGGCAAGAUUCAAGACGCCCUGUCUCCUGGGGCGUUCAACUUUGCUGACGACCAGGCACUGAUUAACGCCCAUGGCGACGCUAAAGCCCGCGACGAAGACGGCCCGUCGGCAGCUGACUAUGACCCAACGGUCGACAUGAGGGAAGACGAGCGUCGUGACGAGCUGAGGCACGGCAACCUCGGUCUGCAUGGUGAGCCCCGCGACGAGUCACUCGUUUCUGCUGCCCCAGAGAAGAAGGAAGAUGAGAGCCCGCAGAAGAAGAUUGAGGACGACGACGAUUUCGACAUGUUCGCCGAAGACUUCGCCGAGAAGUAUGCCGCGCCCGUGGCUCCAAAAUCCGACGCAGCUCAGGAGGCUCGAGCCCCCGGCGGCGGCGGUGGAAUCUUGGAGGGAGAUGACAAGGAGGGCUAUUACAAGAUCAGACCCGGAGAGUUGCUGGAUGGGCGCUAUCAGGUCUCGACCACCCUGGGCCGCGGCAUGUUCUCCGGGGUGGCUCGCGCUGUCGAUAUGACGACCAAGAAGCUCGUUGCCAUCAAGAUCAUGCGGAAGAACGACGCGCUACGGAAGGGGGGCUUCACGGAGAUUGCGAUCCUCGAGAAGCUCAACGGCGCCGACCCUGAUGACAAGAAGCACAUUGUCAGGUUCGAGCGGUCGUUCGAAUACAAGGGGCACCUCUGCAUGGCCUUUGAAAACCUGAGCAUGAACCUCCGCGAGGUGCUCAAGAAGUUUGGCAACAAUGUCGGCAUCAACCUCGGCGCGACACGGGCGUAUGCGUACCAAAUCUUCCUGGCGCUGGGCCACAUGCGCAAAUGCAGCAUCAUCCACGCCGAUCUGAAGCCCGACAAUAUUCUGGUGAACGAAGCUCGCAACGUGCUCAAGAUCUGCGAUUUGGGCACGGCAAUCGACCGUUCGGACGCGGCGAUGGCGGCGACCGAGCCCAUGCCGUACCUUGUCAGCAGGUUCUACCGUGCUCCCGAGAUCAUCCUGGGCGUGCCGUUCGACUAUGCCGUCGACAUGUGGUCCAUCGGCUGCACGCUGUACGAGCUGUACACGGGCAAGAUCCUCUUCACGGGCGAGAACAACAACCAGAUGCUGAAAAACAUCAUGGAGAUCCGGGGCAAGCUGAGCGCCAAGCUGUACCGGCGGGGCGAGCUUGCUCACAACCACUUUGACGAGAUGGGCAACUUCAUCAGCGUGGAGCGGGACAAGAUACUUGGAAAGACAACCAUCAAGACCCUAGCCACCGUCAAGCCGACACGGGAUCUGCGUACGCGCCUCCUCGCCGCGUCGGCCGGCAUGAGCGACGCCGAGGGCAGGGAGCUCAACCACUUUGUCGACCUGCUCGAGCGCUGCCUGACGCUUAACCCGGACAAGCGCAUCACGCCCACCGAGGCGCUGCGCCAUCCGUUUUUUACCCAUCGUGUGCAUGGCUAUGGGCAAGGGCAGGGGCAGGGGUUUGGCUACGGCUCCGGGCGCUAGGCUGGAUGGGCUUACCGGAGGAGGCGGGUGCAUGGGGGACUGACUGGUGGUGCGAGUUUGUAUGCAGUUGGCAUGGGCGGCUAUCAGUGUGCCGCUGCUGCCGCUGCUGCCUGUUGGAUUCAGGGGUCAUGGUGGGA